This is a messenger RNA of Esox lucius (northern pike), 909 nucleotides long. RefSeq names its product olfactory receptor 10A5-like. The transcript has a single exon. NCBI's taxonomy places the organism in Eukaryota, Metazoa, Chordata, Actinopteri, Esociformes, Esocidae. The record is from RefSeq and is a predicted model, not a curated record. Gene Ontology annotation, biological process: G protein-coupled receptor signaling pathway. Gene Ontology annotation, molecular function: G protein-coupled receptor activity. Gene Ontology annotation, cellular component: membrane. Bases 1 to 909 code for a protein of 302 amino acids.
AUGGUAAACAGCUACCUGCUGAUUGCACUCAAGAGUUCGGAUGGCCUCUCCUGGCAACCUCGCUAUACUCUGCUGAAGAAUCUGAUUGUCAGCGACCUAUUGCUGUCUCUCGCUCUGUCAUCUACAGUUCUGCGCUGCCUGCUAACCAGACACACCCUGGUGUUUGGAGGCUGGUGUUUAAUCCAGUUAUCUAUCUAUAGCACAGGAGUCCUCUGCUCUCUGUUCACUCUGACCCUCAUGGCCGUGGAGCGCUUCAUCUUCAUAUGCCACGGCCUCCGUUACAUAGUCAUCUUGACCUCCAGGCGACUACGUCUGGCCAUAGCACUGACCUGGGUGUUUUCUGGCACGGUGGCUGCUGUCCGAGUGGGUCUUCUAUUCUCUGGACAAACCUCUUUUGGUAGAGCCGUUCCAGGACUACUAUGUGAGCCAGGAACCAUGAGUAAACUUCCUGGCGUUCACUGGGCAAAGAAGAGGUUCGACAUUGUCACUAUCAUCAUUGUGCUCCUCGCCUGCAUCUUGACGUUCUCUAUCUCCUACAGACGCAUGUAUCAGGCAGCCCGCAGAGCCGUGGAACCAUUCCACUCGGACAACAGUAGAGCCCGUCACACCAUAAGCUUCUAUUUCUUCAUGUUCUUCCUGCAACUGCUGCCUAUCAUGGGGAAUAUAGCCAGGAAAACAAUGUCCAUAACACCUCCUGACCAUUUGUCACUGCCAGAGCGUACCAUGUUAUUAUCUGUUGUGGUGGUGUUCAUGGUACCACCAUGCAUCAACCCUCUUGCCUACGGUAUUCGAAACAUCGAGGUACGGCACAAACUGGCCCAGCUGUUCAGACUGCACCAAGGGAGGCAGGAAGAAGGGGCCUAUCCCUCCCAGGUAGCUGGUGAUCUUGCUGUUCAGUGUUUUAACUGA